Molecule: messenger RNA, 5810 nt
Organism: Colias croceus (clouded yellow)
Lineage: Eukaryota; Metazoa; Arthropoda; Insecta; Lepidoptera; Pieridae
Gene: MED23
Product: mediator of RNA polymerase II transcription subunit 23
Exons: 17
Coding region: 380-4390 (1336 amino acids)
Biological process (GO): positive regulation of gene expression; regulation of transcription by RNA polymerase II
Cellular component (GO): transcription regulator complex; mediator complex
Source: RefSeq, a predicted model, not a curated record
ACAUUUUUACGGCUAGUACCCAACAACCACCCAACAACCAAGCCAACAACCUUAUAUUCGCAUAUUUACAAUUUUACUUUCUCUGUGAUUCUUAAAAAAAAACAUAAACCAUCUAAAUGUCAUCUGUCAUUUUGCUUUGCACUGUGAAGUUUGAACGUUCUGCAUUGUAUUGUGAUAUUAAAUUUUUAUUGAUAAAAUUAAAUAAGUAAUAAUAGCUCCACAAAAAGCUUUUAAAAUUAUUUGCAUAAGUUUUUACUGUAUGAAAAAACAUGAUAUAAAUUUUAUGUGCUUAAAUCUUAGAUGAGUUCGGUAUACAUCACGGUCACCGCGUCACGUCCAACAAUGUUUAUAUAAAAUAAGGUAUAAUUAAACUAUAAAAAUGGGUGAAUCUCAAGUGGCGAACAUCGUUAACGAAAUACUGCGAGUGGAGGCAGUGGAGGAAGCGUUUAGUUGUUUCUUGGUUCACAAGCCGGAUCAGGAGAAUGAAAGGCUCUCAAUGUAUCAAAAGAAACUAUCUGCUGUAAUGACGUCAUCGAGUGCUGAGGUGCAGGAGUCUGGAAUAAGACAAUAUAUAACACUGACUGCUGUCCUCACGAAUCGGUACAAGAUGAAACAACUACUGACUCUACUAGAGAAUUUGGUGAAUACCAAUAUUUUGCAAGCGCGUAUGCUCUGCGACUGUAUUCUUGUAUGCGAGAGACUAACAUAUCAAAAUGCUGAUUUUUGGAUAGAAUGUUUUAACCUGAUCCGAAGAAUUAUUGGCGGAGUCGAUUACAAAGGUGUUAGAGAAAUUUUGAAGGGAUGUCGUGAUAAAGCUCUCACACUGCCAAUUAGAUUGAACUCAAGUACAAUGCCGCAAAUGAAAGCUAUUUAUAACGUAAUUGAAUAUAUUUUUGAUCGUAACGCCUCUUUACUGCCAGCAUACUUCAUAGUGACCGAAAUACAAAAGGACUAUCCUGACAACAAUCACUGGUUGCAUUGGCAACUAGCUAAGUUAUUAUCAACAUUUGUAGAAAGUUUUAAACCAUGUGCACAAAUGGUUUCUAUUGUCGGUCAUUCAAAAAUGCUACCCAUUGUAGAAUUCUCGGGAUAUGCGGACCAUUUAGUAAAUCCGUGGCGCUUAGAUCCAACCACAUUGAAAUUCUGUUUAAAAGGCAACCUGCCAUAUGAGGAUGAGCUGUUCAAACCGCAGAUAGAUUUAUUAAAACAUGUUUUGCAACAGCCAUAUUCGAGGGAUAUGAUGUGCUCUAUGUUAGGAUUGCAAAAACAGCAUAAGCAGUUGUGUAUAGCUUUAGAGGACCAAUUGGUUGAGCUGAUGAUCCUGCCGAUAGAACGGAGUGAACAAGAGAACGAGGAAGACGAAAUGUCCUCCACACAUUGGUGUUGGUUGCAUCUAUCAUCUCAAGUGAUAUAUUUAAUACUGAUAGGCUUUGCCUCCUUCCCGAAUAUAGUUAUGGGAUUGCAUAACAAGCUGAUCGGUCGAGAUAUGAAAAAGGGAAGGGAUCAUUUGAUGUGGGUUCUAUUGCAAUAUAUAUCGGGGAGUAUCCAGCGGAAUUCUUUGUCGCUGUUUUUACCGAUUGUCAAGUUGCACGAGCUGCUUUAUCCAGAGAAAGAACCAUUGCCUGUGCCAGAUUGUACAAAGGCUCACUGUACACACCAAAUGGCUGUUGUAUGUAUAUGGACACAUUUGUUGAAGAAAGCGGAAAUUGAACAUAAGACUAUGGUUAUGCCACAGAAUUUAAAGCUGCAAUAUGAAUUCUUCCAACAUCUCAUGACGUCAAACAAUACGCCAACCUUAAUGGGCUCCGACUACCGCAUAGCGUUACUAUGCAACGCGUAUUCCACCAAUCAGGAAUAUUUCGCUCGACCAAUGGGAAUCAUAAUAGAAACUCUAUUCGGCAGUCAAAAAGCAAUGUCCAAUGGAAAUCCUGCUUCACCCUUACCAACUGUGCCACUAUCUAUGUGCAUUUUGGAUAGUUUAACGCUUCACUGCAAGAUGUCCUUAAUACAUUCUAUAGUGGCACAUAUAGCGAAAUUGGCGCAAAAUAAAACUAAUAUUCCGGGAAGCAAUAUGAUGGCGCCAGCAAUGGUUGAAACGUACAGCCGCCUUCUGGUGUACACUGAGAUUGAAUCGAUGGGCAUUAAAGGAUUUAUUAACCAGCUAUUGCCCAACGUGUUUAAGUCCCACGCGUGGGGCAUCCUCCACAACCUGCUGGAUAUGUUCUCGUACAGAAUACACCACAUACAGCCCCACUAUAGAGUCACUCUGCUCUCCAAUAUACACUCGCUGACUGCGUACCCGCAAGCGAAUCAAACCCAACUGCAGUUGUGUUUCGAAAGCACAGCGCUCCGUCUCAUAACAAGUCUGGGCAGUUCGGGAGUUCAGCUGCAAAUGUCUCGUGUGGUCUCGGAGCCCAAGUCGUUGGUUUCUAGUGAGAGUGAAGAGCUUAACCGAGUGCUCGUGCUCACUCUAGCACGAGGGAUAUAUAUGACGGGGGCUGGUAGUGACGGAGCAGCAGUUAAAGAGUUACUAACAACAAUAAUGACGAACACACCGCACAUGUGGUCACAGCACACGUUGCAAUGCUUCCCGCCUGUAUUGGUUGAAUUCUUUGCUCAGAACCCAGCUACAAAGGAAAACAAGCAACUCCUCAAGAAGUCGGUGGAGGAAGAAUAUCGUAAAUGGACGUCAAUGGCGAAUGACAAUGAUAUCAUAUCGCAUUUCUCGGUCCCCGGGACUCCAUUGUUCCUAUGUUUAUUGUGGAAGAUGAUAUUCGAGACGAAUCGCAUCAAUCCUAUCGCUUUUAAGAUCCUGGAGCGAAUAGGCGCACGUGCACUAUCAGCGCACUUGCGCAAGUUCUGCGACUAUCUCGUGUUCGAAGUGACGAACCCGGCCGGCGGGCCGCACAUCAACAAAUGUGUGGACGCCAUCAACGAUAUCAUAUGGAAGUACAAUAUUGUCACCAUCGAUAGAUUAGUGCUGUGUUUGGCCCUCCGACCAAACCCAGAUGCGAAUGAAAGCCAAGUGUGUCUCUACAUCAUACAACUACUUCUACUCAAAGGUUCCGAAUUAAGGAACAGGGCUCAGGACUUCGUUAAGGAAAAUUCACCAGAACAUUGGAAACAGAAUAAUUGGUACGAAAAGCAUCUAGCGUUCCACAGGAAGUACCCCGAGAAGUUUGCCCCCGAAGAAGCGAACGGGGCAUAUGGUGCCCCUAUACCAGUGUACUUGAGCAACGUGUGUCUCCGGUUCAUUCCCGUGCUGGACAUAGUGGUGCAUCGCCACUUGGAGAUACCGCAAGUUAGCAAGAACUUGGAGCAACUGUUGGAGCACUUGGGAUACUUGUAUAAGUUUCAUGACCGUCCAGUAACAUUCCUCUACAACACGUUACACUACUACGAAACGAAACUGCGUGACAAACCUCUCCUCAAACGAAAGCUAGUGACCGCAGUACUAGGUGCUCUAAAAGAAGUGCGACCAAACGGUUGGGCCACCACGGAAACGUUCCAGAACUAUCUGGCCAAGUCCGACACAGAUGCGACCGCGUGGACACCCGAGUUGAAUUAUUAUUUGGGGCUGGUUAACCGUAUGGUGGAUACAAUGACAGGCGAAUCCCACUUCCCGAAUACAGACUGGCGUUUCAACGAGUACCCCAAUCCUUCAGCGCAUUGCCUCUACGUUACUGGCGUAGAACUAAUGUCCCUCCCAAUAGCACCCAAUAUCGUCGGCAACAGCCUAUUGGACGUCAUCACCAAAGGCUACGUGGUUAUCCCCACCACAAAAAUACAGCUAUGGAUCAACGCAAUAGGAAUCAUACUAGCCGCUCUUCCAGAGGCAUAUUGGACAGUAUUAUACGAUCGUGUAUUGGAAACUAUAACCAGUAAUGACAUGAUCGAAUGGUCGUACGAACAUACCCCGUUCCAGUUGUACAAUUUGAAUACGACGUUCGAUGCUAUGUUGGAGAAUAAGUUCAGUAUGAUUGUCGCGUUGACGCACGCGUUUUGGUAUCACGCGGGCGCUGGGUUGAUCAUGUUGAUGCCUACGUUUGUCAAAGAGAAGCUAGCCCCAGAGAUCCGCACAGAAACCCAACUGAUAUACCUCUGCCACCUCGUGGGUCCGUACCUACAGCGGUUCAACUCGGACCUCUCUCGAGCGGUUAUGGAUAUAACCAUAACGUUGUACGAACUACUCGCCCAUGUGGAUAAGAAUCAACCGCACUUGGAAUAUAUAGACCCGAUUUGCGAUUUGCUUUAUCACAUAAAAUACAUGUUCGUCGGCGACACGUUAAAGAACGAACUAGAAGCAGUGAUCCGAAAACUUCGUCCCGCUCUACAAAUGCGUCUUCGGUUCAUCACUCACUUGAACGUGGAACAAAUAAACACCGCCUAGCAGAACGAUUACUACAGCUAUACGCCCUCCAGCUCUAGCUCGAGCUCGGAAUAAGCUAUGCUGUAGUAAUAAAACCACUCUUUCGUUCGGUCUUUCGUUCACUCAUACGCUAGUACGCGUAGUGUUCAAUUGACUGCAAAGAAAGUCUAUGAGCGUUAGGUUUCUAUCAUUUCAUUCGGUCACGAUUGAGAGUUGUGAGUUACGUAAAAUGUGUGUUUAACUGUUUUUAAAAUCUCAUUGGAUUAUUGUAUAAUUCAAACUUAACAUAAAUGUCGUGAUAUGUUUUUAUUUGGGCGGAUUUUUCAAUCCUUGCUUAAAACUUAUUCAUCGAACAACGUAUAAGGGUCUCCUUAAAACUGCCAUUUCAAAAAUGUAUUGUAAUUGUCCGUAUUUGACAGUUUACAGGUGACAUUUUAAUAUGUUCGUGUAAGUAGUACUUUAUUGGACGGAUACAUUUUAACCAAGUAUUGAAAAAUCGGCUCUUAGUCUAAUAACUUUACACUCAAUAAUAAAAAAAUCGAUAAGAGUAGUAGUUGUGUUGAAAAAUUUGAACCGUUUUAAGGAAUCCAAUAUUUUGUAUUUAUAAUCAUUUUAUUGUAUUUUUUAGUUUAUUAAUUAUUAUCAAUGUUUUAAUAAUUAUAUCCUGGUUGUGGCUACGUGGAGUUAAGUUGGAGUAUUUCUGUUCAUGUUUUAAUGAACUUGAGGACUUGAUUGUAAUUUAUUGGAAAAUAAUAAAUAUUGAGGAAUGAUGAAUGAUGAUACGUAUAGAUAAUUAUCAGAUUUUUUUUAUUUAAAUUUGUUUUUACUUCAUUCUUAGAUAAUUUCAAAACACUAAAUUUCAUAUUACGUUUAAUUAUUAAUUACUUAAUUAUAAGUUGUAAAAUUGUUGUGACCUAUUUAUCUCAUUGCCCGUUGUGUGUGUUAUUUUACAAGAAACUGACAAAAAGCUGUGAUCAGCUAUUACAAAUUACAAAAUUGUAUAGUUACAAGUAAGGUAGAUAAUAAUUUAAUAGAUAAAUAAUGUUUUAAAAUGGCCUAAAAUUUAAUACACCAUGUGUCCUUUGUAAGCAACAGUGAAAUUAAUCAAUAGUUAUAGUUGUGAAAAGAAAUUAACUACUUUUAUGAAAAACUUGUCACUUAUGAUUCAGCAAUAAAUAAUCUGUAGUAUUAGAAGACACAGGUGCAUUGGUUGUUAAAGUAAUGUAGUGUUAAGUAUACUGUUUGCUAUAUAUAUCUUAUAUAAUUAAUUAAAUAUUAUACAGUAGCUUGCUUGUUGACGGCAUAUAUUUAAUACGCUAAAAUUAUAUACUUCAAUGUCUGGUCAGAAAAGUAUUUAAAAACGUCUCUCUUAGAACAAUAAGAUCUACUUUAAAAUAGUUUGAAAUCGAGAAAGAAAACACUAAAUAAAACCAUCGAGCGA